AUGUGCGGAGACCACCCGUCGGUGACGAAGACGGAGCUGAACGCGCGCGAGCCGCGGCAGCCGGAUAAGGUCAAGGUCAGCGCGCCCCUCUCCCACCACAGGGUCACGCCAUCGAGGUCGCGCGCGGAGUGCCCUCAAGAGGCGCCGCCCCCCUCCUUCGCCGCCCCCGCGCCCCCCUCGGCCCCCUCGGCCCCCUUGCCGCAACGCGCAGACCCGCUGCCAGCCAGCCGCGCUCUCAUGCAAGCGGCGCUGGGCAGCUUCCGCUGGCCGCCGUACCUGGUGGGCGCGUGGGCGGCGCUGCUGCUGGCCGCGCACGCGCUGCACGCGCUGCUCGCCGCGCUCGACGCCGCGCUGCCGCCGCUCGGGAAGCUAUGCCACUACUUCCGCACAUGGACCGAGGAGUCGUGGAGGGCGCAGGAGGAGCUCGGCCGCAAAGUGGUGCCGCUGGCGCUGGGCGGCGCCACCGUCGCACUGUACACCCUGUACGGCGCACUGUACGCUGUGCACGCGGUGACGCUGUGGGCCAUCGAGCCACUGUGCGGCGAUCUGGAGGACCAGCCCAGCGCCGUGGAGGUGCCCAAGGUGACGGACUACUUGGAGGAAGGGCCGAGCAAGACCAAUUUCGGUCUCAAAUAC
Iphiclides podalirius (scarce swallowtail) is the source of this 636-nucleotide messenger RNA. Lineage: Eukaryota; Metazoa; Arthropoda; Insecta; Lepidoptera; Papilionidae. The record is from the annotation of a GenBank genome assembly.